AUGCCUGCCACACUCGUCCGCCCUUCCCCCCUCCACCUCUGCGCCCACGAGGCCGAGGAGGACUCCAAGUCAUGGUCCCCCUCGAGCUCGGACAGCGAGGCCGAGGAUGAGUGCAACUCUGCCAACAGCGACAACAGCGACGAGAUGCCCUCGUCGGCUCCCGUCCAGCGUCUCAUUCGCACCGGCCCCGCGCUCCAGACCCGUCCGCGUCUGCCGUCGCCUCCUCGCACAUCGCCUCUUUCUCCUCUUGCUUGUGGCUCGUCCUCGACCGAGUCGGCAGCGGCCUUCCCUUUCCCCGCGGCUGGGCGUCCCCGUCCUCGCGGCCUGUCGCCACUGUCUCCCGUCGCCGCCACCGGUGGCCUCCAGCGCGGUGCCAUGCCCAAGGCCACCCCGCUCGCGCGCACCUUGUUGAACCGUUCGCUCUCUGGCGGCGCGUCGUCGGCCGCUCCCAAGAAGCCGACCAAGAUGAUCGUCCCCACCAAGCCCUUCCGCACCACCUUUGACCUCGGCCUCACCUCCAAGGAGCUCGCUCGCAGGCCCUAG
Molecule: messenger RNA, 543 nt
Organism: Apiotrichum porosum
Lineage: Eukaryota; Fungi; Basidiomycota; Tremellomycetes; Trichosporonales; Trichosporonaceae
Exons: 1
Coding region: 1-543 (180 amino acids)
Source: RefSeq, a predicted model, not a curated record